AUGCAGUCACCAACGAGCACGGAGUUUAAUGGUAUCAUAAGGCCUGCUUAUGGCACAAAAACUGUAUUAAAAGAAAAGUUUGUAGAAAUUUAUGAGAGUUUUUUUAAGGGUAAUGAUCCAUCAGCGGGUCAACCAAAUUUUUGGAGCGAAUUAUUUUUACUUAAAGUUAAUGUAGUAUAUUUAUCAAAAUGUCUUUCCGAAAUUUCUCAGGAUCAAUUGUUGGCCAUCAAAAAUAAUAUUAGCAAAUUAUUUUUAAAAUCAAUUGAAACCAUGAAAGAAGAAAGCGUUCAGAGAAAAAUAAAUGCUAUUGACACAUUGUGUGCGUUGCUUCAAGGAAUAUUUUCCAAGAGAUUUAAUAAUUUCUGUUUUGAAAUUAUUACUCUCUUGACCGGAUUAAAUAAUGCUGAUACCGUUUUUCCACAAUUUGUUGAUACAAUCAAGUGUUUAAUGAAUGAUGGCGAGACAGCGGAAGUCAAGUACGAGGCAUUAAGAUUAGCCAUUGUGGUUGUAUGCGGAAAUAGUAAUAUCAAUCAGAAUAGUUUAAAUGGAUAUUUCAUGAAAGAUGAUAUUUUCGAUCCUUUAAUUAAGAUAAUACUUGCGCCGGAAACAUCACACGUAGCAUAUGAAGCCAUUAUGUUAUUGGACAUCCUGGCAAAUUAUAAUAAGCACGAAUCAAAGAACCCUUAUUUAAUAAAAUUAAUUAAUAUUAAAAAUGAGGCCGUGUUUGAGAAAAUUAUGAAUGUAUUGGCAACAACUUGUGUCAAGUGUCGAAGCAAGUAUAUUGCUAUACAGGAUGAUGAUGAAGCUAACAAAUAUUUUGUUUCAUCCCUUGCUACAUAUGUUGGAUCCAUUUUAUCCUGGACUGGCAAUGGAACAAAGAAACUCUCAAAUGUUUCGGAUCCGGAAUUGGCAUUUGUUAGAUUGCCAUCUGCGAAUAUUUCAAUUCUUUUGGUAUUUUAUGAUUUGGUGAAUAAUAACAAACGAUUUGUUGAUCAUCUAGCAAAAUCCAUUAUAAAGUUUCCAAUUUCCGCAGAAUCCAAAGUCAAUGAGCGUGAUUCCACGACAAUUACCUCUUCUAUAGAAAUUAUUCGAGAUGGUCCAUAUUUUUGUGAUUUUCUUUCAAUUUCUUCAUAUCUUUUACAACACAAUCGUACUAACCGUACGGCAAGUUAUGCGAAUAUAAUAUUAUUGAUACUGGUAAUAUUAGUUGAGGAUUCGACAUUUAAUAAGGUUAUUUGUGAAGAUGAAAGGCGUUUUGUAGUUAGACUUUGCAGACAAAGGCCACCUUUGUUGCAAAAUGCAAAAUUUCCACGUCCUUUAGUAGGUGUUAUAUUGGAUGUCGUUAUUGGGUUCAUAAAUCAUAAUUUGAGAAGAAAAUUACAGACUGAUUUAUAUAGUAUGGCCUUAGGAGUCAUCCAUCGAAUAAUGUCAUUUCUCAAAAAGAAUUGCGUUAGAUUGCCGUAUCAUUGGUCAGAAAUAUGGCAAUCACUUAUUGGCUUAUUGAAAUUUAUACUUUCAAAUAUUGAACAUUUUCAACAAGAUCGAGAUUCAGUAAAUGAAGUUUUGCUUUCUGCGAUAAAUAUUAUUAAUCUAAGUGUUACAUUUGGUGAUGAUUUCUUCCCAGAUCCAAUUAGCUAUGAUAAUUUAUUUUACGAAAUUAUAAGAGCAAAAGAAACGUUUGAUGGUCUAAGUAGUAUAGUUAAUAAGACGAAUUUCACUAAGCCUGGGAGUCCGGCUAAAUCUGCAUUUCAAAAAACUGCGUCAUCAUCACAAUUUGAUGUUUUAUCAAAUAUCAAUACCAUUUGUACACAUUUCAGUUUAAAAAUUGAAGGUUGGAAAUUAGCCAAUAGAGUGAAAUCAAUAACUCCUGAGCAGGUUUACUCAAUUAUAAAUGCGAAUUAUGACACUUUGAAACUUAAUACGCCUGAAAAACUUGAUCAUUACACCCCUUAUAAUGAAAUACCGUAUCACGUUCCUUUAUUGAGACAAGUAUUAAGAGUGAUCGUAGAGGAUUUCAAAAGAAGGGAAGUUUUGAUAGAAUAA
This is a messenger RNA of Funneliformis geosporum, 2043 nucleotides long. The record is from the annotation of a GenBank genome assembly. NCBI's taxonomy places the organism in Eukaryota, Fungi, Glomeromycota, Glomeromycetes, Glomerales, Glomeraceae.